GUGAAACUCAAUGAAGCCUUGCUGAAUGCGAUGCGUUGCAAUGGGUUUCCCUCCCAGGCUGCUGUUUGUUCUCCAGCUGGCUCACUCCCAGCUGAAUGACCCGUGGCAGCUCUGCAUCAACGCGCUGUGUCAGAGCACUGAACCAAAUCAAGACCGAUGUCCUCUUCUGGACUCGUGAGGUGUAUGAGUUCUGCCGCAGGUCCGGCCUUGGACGUCAGCGGGGAGCCCCGCCGCUGCUCCGAGGAGGAUCGCCGCAGGCUGAAUGCCGGGCCAAACGCCUUGUGCGCCAGCGAGGCGGUUUGCAGAGAUCUCUGCGCCGGCCGGCACGACUGUCACACCGCCCAAGUGUUGACGACGGGGGAGGUGUGCUACCUGAAGCCGAUGGCCUGCGAGCGAGCAAACACUUGGUACAGGGAUGAAUUCUAUUUGGGAUUCGUGAAGAGCGGAUUGCCGAAGGGCUGCCCCGACAUUGAGGACACGGCCCAGCUGCCGAGGGAGCCCCAAACGACACCGGAGCCGGCGCCGGCGCCGGCGCCAGAGCUGCAGCCGGGGCAGCCGGGGGAGCUUUUCUUCCACACCCCUGCUCCGGAGUCCGUAGAAGAGGCGGCUGGGCCAGCAUGGUCGGCGACGGUGCAUUUCCACACGAGCGCGCCGUCAAGGGCACCCGCGGUCGCGAUUUCUCCCCCGGCCCCAACGCAGGGUGGGGGGCCCCCGGCGAGUCCGGCCGUCGCGCCGGCAGCCUGGCCCGGCCCCGUGGCCCCUGGCACGCCGGACCCGGCCACUGCGGUGGCCCGACCAGCGGCGCCCGGAGCGGCCAGACCAGGGAAUUUGGGGAAGGCGGGGCCGUGGCCUCACGAUCCGCCGGACCCGCGCCUCACCAGCCCAGAUGACCGCUGGUACAUCCACAUCGGCAAGCGCUGCAUCUUCGCAGGCAUGGCCCUGGAGAGCCCGGAGACCUGCCUCCGGCAACCGGAGCGGGAGGGCUUCAAGGGGUCCUUCGUUGGCGGCGCGGCCGCCCUUUGCCUGGACGUGAACCGCUGCAUGGCGCUUUGUGAUGCGACACCGGGCUGCUAUGCAGUGGAGGUGUCGCAGGCGGUGGACCGUUGCCAGCUGAAGCGGUCCAGCUGCCUCAUGCCCGAGCACUGGCACAACGCGGACACCAACCUCCUGGUGGUGGGCCGGGUCCGGCAUGAGACGACCACCACUCCCGAACCUGGGCCUGCCGUCCAGGGCACCUUGCCCAACCGCAGCCGGGAACAUCGACCCACCGCUGCCCAGGUGCUGCUCCGCGCUUCACGGCUGGUGGAGAAAGCCGCGGAGCGGGAUGCUGCGGAGCAGCAGCUGCGCACGAAGGCCGCGCCUCAGUUGCGGAAGAACCAGGUCGUUGCGGAGGCCACCUUGCAGCGCUUCGCCGCCCUGGCGGAGUUCAGUUUGGUGGACAUCACCCAGGAGUCCUCCAGCAGGAGUUACAAGUACAGCGGCGCCGUGCGCCGCGACUGUACGCUGUACCUGGUGCCCUUCAACGCCGACAGCGUGGGGAUCUUCGACACCGCCCGCCGGAGCUUCCGCACCGUAAGCAUCCCCAGCUCCUCGGAGUUCAAGUACUCCGCGGGCGUCAUGGUGGGGGACGUGGCCUACUUCGUGCCUUAUGCCGAGAGCCACAUCGGCGUCUUUGACACGGCCACGGAACAGUUCCGGGCGCUGGACGUCUCCUGGGCCAGCUCGGCGGAGUGCAAGUACUCCGGGGCGCUGACAGCCUCCUCCGCCGUGUACUUUGUGCCCAGCAGCGCCGAGAACAUAGGCGUGCUGGACCCCUCCUCGGAGGAGUUUCGCACCAUCGGCCUGGGGCCGGGCGCGGAUGCCAAGUGGAAGUACCAUGGAGGGGUGAUCUAUGACGGGCGCUGCUACUUUGCUCCGUACAACGCAGAUCACAUCGGAGUGCUGGACAUUGCCUCCGAAUCCUUCCACACCAUCGACAUUUCCCAUGCCAUAGAGAGGGAUACCAAGUUCUCGGACGCCUUCGCGCAGAAGGGCGUCGUCUACUUCGUGCCCUUCACCGCGGACGGCGUCGGCGCCUGGGACGUCGCCAGCCGCCGCUUCCGGCUGCUGGGCCUGGCGAACGGCGGCUUCGGCGGCUUCAAGUUCCUGGGCGCGGUGCAGGUGGGGGCGCUGUCCUACUUCGUCCCGGACAGCGCGGACGGGGUGGGCGUGUUCCACGCGGCCACGCAGGGCUUUGCCUCCUACGAUGUUUCUGCAAGGGUUUCGGCCGAUUCGAAGUUCUCCGCGGGUUUGUUCUUCAAUGGCGCCGUGUACCUUGUUCCGAGGAAUGCACACAGCAUCGGCAUCCUGCAGGUGAACCAAAGCCACGCGCACCACUGCCCCGCCGGCACCACGACUCAGGUGCAGGUGGUGCUGGGGGAUGCCGGAGACGCCGGAGACGGCUUGGGGCUGCUGCCGGAUGGCGAUGAGAGGUACUUCUCGGGUUCCGCUCUGCCGCUGCUGAGUUGGGAGGCCUUUCAGGCCCUGGCGGUGAUCUUGGCGGCGCUGCUCGCGGCGGAGCUCGCGCGGCGGGCGAAGGGCGAGUCGCUGGCCAGCUGCAUCGUGGCGGCGCUCCUGCCCACAGUGCUGUACUUCGUGGCCCGGGGCCUCCUGGACUUGGCGUGGCCUCUCCCGGCGCCCUUCUGGGUGCAGAUGCUGCCGGCCAGCGCCUCCUUCCUACUCUUCUGGCUCCUCUUCCAGGCAGUGCUUCUUUGGCCGUCAGCAAACUCUGAAGACUCAAGUGCCAGGCUGGACUGGGUGGACCUGCUUGCUUGCAUGGCCGGUCUGGCGGCAGCAGAUGCGGCCAACGCCUACGCGCAGCCCGACACGGGCAGAUCCCAGGCUGCCGUGCUGGCAGUUGCUUCGGCUUUACUGUGGGGCCUCGAUAGCUUCACAGGCUCCGACUCGAAACUCCGGCGCUCCCCGGCGCUGGUGCUGCCACUCGCCUUGCUGGCGCUGGAGGUGCUGAGCCGGGCUGUGCUGGGCUUCCUGGAUAUCGAGGUCUUGGACCAAGAGGGCUACCUGCAGGACGGGCUGAGCCAUGGUGUUCCUGGAGUGGGUUCCGGGCUGCUGCUGGCUGGUCUCAGCGUGCUGCUGCUGGCGGUUGGCUUGGCGCUGCCGGGCGAGGCGGAGCGCGCGGUGGCGGUGGCCGUCGCCACGGCCGCGUUGGCAGCGCUGCGGGCGGCGAGGUGGCUGGCGAAGAGCUUUGGCCUGCGCCCCGACGAAGGGCACGAGCUGAUCUUCGCGGUGGUGAUGACCGCCUUGGCGGACUUGGCACUGAUGGGCUUGCAGAAGAUGCUGGCACGCACCAGGUCCGGGAUCUCGGCGGAGCAGCUGGGGCCACAUGGCCUGGGCCUGGCGCUGGGCCUCGCCUGGGCCAGCCGCCUGCUGCGCGCCUGCGCCGCGCUGGCGCCCAACCCCAGCCCCUGGGCGCUGUUGCUGGCCCUUCUCGUGGCCUUGUUGAUGCUUUGGAUCCUGGCGCAGCCACGCAAAGGCCAAGGCUACAGCCAGGUGAAGGUACAGCCGAAGGUCAAGGAUCGCUGCCCCGACGCAGGACAUUUGCGGCUCUACCGUGGCAUCGAGGCCGCGCCCGUGCUGUGCCCUCCGCAGCUGUCGCACGGCGAAGGCGGCGAGCUCCAGCCGGGCCCGCGGCUGUGCCUGGAGGAGCCGGGGCUGUCGCUCUUCGUGGACCUCUGAGGGUCGUCUGAGAGGUCGUUGGAGCGUCCCAGAGGAGCCCGCGGUUGGUUUCCUUUUCGGGUGCCCUGAAAAAUGG
Effrenium voratum is the source of this 3811-nucleotide messenger RNA. NCBI's taxonomy places the organism in Eukaryota, Dinophyceae, Suessiales, Symbiodiniaceae. The record is from the annotation of a GenBank genome assembly.